Acaulospora colombiana is the source of this 4728-nucleotide messenger RNA. The record is from the annotation of a GenBank genome assembly. NCBI's taxonomy places the organism in Eukaryota, Fungi, Glomeromycota, Glomeromycetes, Diversisporales, Acaulosporaceae.
AUGAAUCGAGAACAUAAUCUUACCAUCGAUACUAUUGCUGCGUCUCGUGGUAAAAGGAUAACAAACAAUGUUAACGAUUCAUCGGCGAAUAACAAGGUAGAAGGAAAGGAAGAGAAUCGGAUAUUGGAGGACUUUGACGAUGACGAUGACGAUGACUUCACUUCAUCCCCUUCGGUUAUCGAUGAAGAGAUUAAUUAUGAUCUAGUUUACGCCUUUCACAAUUUCACAGCAACAGUUGAGGGUCAAACAAGUGUGGAAAAGGGUGAGCCGCUUGUACUGUUAGAUGAUUCGAAUAGUUAUUGGUGGUUGGUUAAGGUUUUGAGAAAUGAGGAGGUUGGCUAUAUACCGGCCGAGAAUGUUGAGGCAUCCUCAUCACAAAACAACAGUGAUCGAGAUUACUCUCUUGAUUCGAAAGAUACUGUUAAAAAGCAAAAGGGGGUUAAAUUUAAAUCAAUGGAAUUUAUCACAAGGAUAGAGUAUGAGGAGGAAGAUGAGGAAGAAGUAUUAGAUUUCUCGGAUUACGAGGAGAUGAAAGAUUCAAGUGAUUCUAAAGAACAAAAAGAUGAGGCGGUUGAUGGUCAUGAGGAACCAGUUUUGGAGCGACGAGAAAGUGUUGAGAGUGUGCUUACCGAAUCCUCGACAUCGACGACAACAACGACAGCAAGUCAAGAAGUUAAUGUGGUCACAGCGCAGAAGCCGGGAAUAAUUAUCGAGGUUGAGCAAACGCAACAGAAAGUUGCGGUCACAAGCGUUCAACCAACGGAGAUCAAUUCGUCCACGGAGCAGACAAAUUAUUACCCUCGUUCAGAUCAAAAAGAGAGUUCGACCGAAAAUAACAAUGUGAAACAAACUGAACCCGUAAAUCCCAUAUUUUCAUCAGAGAACAUAUUUGAUCAGUCUUCCGAGACGAUUAAGAUGUCACUAACGCCCGCAUUAGGAAGUGAUUUCAUCGACUUCUCGGAUGAUGAGGACGAAGAGCCUAAACAAAAAACCGGCAAUAAAUUCUUUGGAAAGGGUGAUAAUGAUUCCUCGAAAGUAAACAAUUCAUCGUCGAAUAACAACAAACCGGUUACGACAGAUAAAAAGACAAAAUCUAGUAAGAAGGAUGAGGAUUCUUCAAAGCAAUCCACGAAUUUGAAUAACCGUGCCUACGGACGGCAACAACUUCCACCUUCACAACUUCCGCAGUCAAUAAAUGUGCAACCCUCAGUUCAACCGUCAGCACAAAAAAUGGUGCAACAGCAACAAGUCACGAAUUCAAUUCAAUCGCGAGCAUCAUCAUCAUCGCAGCAAUCCGUGAAUAUGACAACAAUUCAACAGCAGCUCCAAUCCGCACGACCAGGCCAACCGCCGACACGAAUACCAUCACCACCGAAGUCCACACCACCAUCACCGACUCAAACUCAACAGCAUUCUGUACAACCAAAUCAAUCACUAAAUUCAACCGCGCAACAAUCAAUCGGAUCGAGACCAACGGAGAAACUCAGGGAGUUUGAAACUCGACGACCAAAUAGUCUCAUGAUACCCGCUAAUUCAGCAUACAGUGUCGUUCGGAUAUUUGCUGGUCAACAUAUUUCGUCCAAAGUCGAAUAUAAAAUUGUUCUUCUUAGUCAAGUAACGAAUACAAUUUCACUCAUAAAACAAGCGUUAAAACGUUUCAAUCUGGACAGCGAAGAUAAAUGGGACGACUACUAUAUAACUAUUAAAGAAUCCGACAGAGAACCUCAUCACCUGAUGCCCCAUGAUUAUCCAUUGGAAAUAUUUGAAACCCUGACCUCAUCAUAUCUCACACCGCUACCGACCGUUAAGCGAGCUUCCAUCUCAUCGGUCUCCUCAAACUUUUCGAAUUUAUCGACUCAUGAGGCGAUAAGUAAGUUGUUGUUCAGAGAUGACAAGAACUUGGUUUGUCUAUACUUGAAUAAGAAAUUAAAGACGGAUGGAAAAACAAAUUCCAUGGAGCCGAAGUUUCGGGUGCGAGUCCUUGUAUAUUCUGAUGACCUGCCAGCUCACCUGAGACAUAAGGGGACGGUGCCGAGGGUUUCGAUGUCCGUGCCUAAGCAUCUGGUUGAGAAGGCUGCCAGAAGAAAAUCGAGGGAAGAAGGUAAACCUCGGGAGAAAGCUGUGAACGUGACAGGAAAGACUAGAAUCGGUCAAAUCGUUGAGAAAGCGAUGUUCAAGUUUGGAAUCAGUGAUGGUAUAGUGGAUGAUGGGAAACCGAUAUUGGGAUCUGAUGACGGCAAACCACGAUAUUAUCUGACGAUGAUUGUCGAUGGGGAAGAAAAAUAUCUCCGUCCCGAAACGAAUGUGAUGUCAUUCUACAAACCUCCUUCCGAUCUUCGGCAUUUUUCCAUUGAUUCCUUGGAUUCAACUUCGUCCUCAACAUUUGAUUAUCAUCCGGACGAACCAAUAUUCGUUCUCAGGCUUUUACGUCCAGAAGAUCGUCAGAAGCGUGCGAUGCCUCAAACUGCAUCCGAAGACAUAAAACGGUAUACACAAAACGUUAAUCUCACUCAAAACCUGGGCGACAUGAAUUCCACUCCCAUGCCAUCCGUUCAGCUGCCAACCAGUGACAAUGCGGCCGAGGGAGCAGUAACAGAAAAUGCCGCCGGCGAUCAAUUGUCACGGAAAAAGCUGAUCGAACAACAGCGUGAGUACAGCCGUGCCAAACAGAGGUCAAUCCUCGCGGCACGUAAAAAUGAAGAACAAGGCAUAGACAUUAUCACGAGAGCCGGCGCGAUUCGAAGUUCCCGUAUAUUUGGCGCACAAGUUCGGUAUUCAUUUAUUUCCGCCGAUGGGGAACAGGUUGACAUUAGCGACCUCAUUGAAGACGUGUGGGGUGACGAUGAACUGGCAGCCAUCCCAGAAGAUUCACUGGACUAUAACGACCAAUCGCAAAAUGAAUCGUCUCAUAAUGAUGUCGACAAUACUCUUAGCAAUAAGAGAGCGAGUAGAAGAAAGAGUAGAACAGCAGAAGUUGACAUAUUGGAGAAUAUAGUUAAGAACGGUGAGAACGGUGAUGAUGCGGAUGAAACGGAAACAAUUGAGCAAAGGAUCAACCGAGUGAUACAAAAAGUUAAAGCUGGUCAGUAUGGGAGGGGCGAAAUUCCUAGCUUCAGUGCGGCAGUAAGAAAUAAAAAUGCAGAAAAUCGAUCUCCCAAGUUGGGCGAAAAUAGGGAACAAUUAUCACCUGUGUCAACACCGGUCCAACAAUCACCGAAUAUAUCGUCGACACCAAAUCGACUAUCCAACGAUAAACGAAAUUCCGUUAUCUCAAAUGAUGAAUCAUUUGAGUUGGAUGCAAACAAGGAUUUCAAAGAUGGUGGUGCAUUCGGACCAAUACCAAUUGACGAAUCGUCAAAUUCUCCGAACGAACUCCCUGAACCGGAAUUAAUAAGUAGCAUGGAUUUGGAACGUCCUGCUUCAUCUGUUUCAAAUCGAUCGGCGAGCACCACGAACUCGGAAUCUGUGACACCCACCAAAGAAUUGUUCACUUCCACUCCGCUACGUACGCCGUCAACCAAAUCACCUAUCCCCGAUAGUGAUUGGAUAUUGUCGGAUGAAUUCGGAUUGCAGGAAUUAUUGGUGCUUGUUCGAUCCGGGGUGAAUAUGUUGGAGAUCAAGGAACGGCGAAGAAGCGGUUGGAAUUUAAAUGAUGACCCGGAAAAAAUUUUGGAACAGAUUAGUCCGUCGGAAAUAAGGGAGGAGAUUAAGGACGUGUUUGCGGGUGUUAAUGACGAGCUAGAUAAGAUGGAGUUGCAACAGAUAAAAAUCGAAUGUAACAUUCUACCUAGACUUAUCCAGAUUGCCAACCCACCAUGGGUAUCUCUGCCUGGCGUGGAUGCACCAGUUUCUUUCAGCUAUUCGACCUCAGUGGUUAGCCCACUCGAUAAUUCCACAAUAUAUCUGAUUGGCGGUACAAUGACGAAUCCUAAUACAAAUGCGGCAGAUUCUAGUUCUGCGGUAUAUGCAUUGGAUACCGUUAAUAAAAAAUGGAGAACGCUUAAUUCAAAUGCCAGUGACUUAAUGGGGCGGACAGGAAUAGAAGGUGUGGUAGACAAUACUGGGGAAGUAUAUAUUUUUGGUGGAAACAGUAAUUCUACCCUUCAUAAUGGCACCAAUAUUCUGAAUCUCAACACGGAUGCUUGGACAAAUGUUCAACAAACCUCUCAACCAGCUUCAUUUGAACAUUAUGCUGCAAUACUUUUGGAAAAUGGGAUUAUUGUUUAUAUUGGUGGAGCAGGGUAUAUCACCAAAGACGGUCAAAUUGUUAUUUACGGUGGAACGGAUGUAUCAUUUGUUCUAGUUACACCUGAACUUUCUAUGUUAAAUACGAGUAUUAUCCCGUAUAAUUGGUACUCUCCGAUCGCCCAAACCGAUCCGAACAGUCCACCAUCUUUGGCUAAACACUCAGCAACAAUGUACGGGGAUUUAAUGAUUACUGCAUUCGGUUUUAUCCCGGAUACACUAGGUGAUACCAAGAAUCUUAAUACCAAAGUGUACAUUUUUGACACUACAAAUUAUUCUUGGGUUGACUCAUUUAUUCCGCCUUCUCCGACUUCAACUUUUCCAUCCACUCCAAACGCUAGCAACGCAAAGUUUUCGCCCGUAACUUCGACCACACCAUCCGAUAAUCAUCGGAAAUUAGGUGGGGAUAAACCAAUUUUAAAGAUCGGUGGAGACAAUGAACAAGAAGUUUUGGAGAUACCGGCCGAUAAUGAUAGGAGAUGA